AUGACUUUUGCACCCACUACCCCAAGGAGACCCAUUUCCUACGAGUGGUCGUGGCUCCCUGUAGAGCUUCAACUACAGAUCUUCGGAUAUGUGGCUGGAGAGCAGAAGUCCCGAACUACGGGACUUGUUUUGUGUGCCUGCGUCUCUUCUGAAUGGCAAGAGUACUUCGAAAGGUUUACCUUCCGGCGCCUUCUGAUUGACAACUCCCAGCUGGUUAGAUUCUCAAAAAUGACCGAGGGCGAAAAGGCCGCGAGACUGUCCUAUAUACGCUAUUUGUGUCUGAGAAUCAAGCUCCAGGACUAUGAUCAUCUAGAAGCUAAUAAGUCAGAGUCUCAUGCCACCAUCAAUUGGAAUAACCAGAGAUUUACCCAUUCGCUCAAAGUAUUGUUCCACGUCCUCCGUCGUUGGAAUCCCUCUAGCAAUCGGGACACUGGAUUGAUACUUGAGAUUACCGCCUACUCACCUGGCGACAAUAGGCGAUUCCGAGACGCAUCAAUGGAUUAUGCUAUCCACGAAAACUUCCAGUUAGAAGAGGACCUCGCAAGCUCACCAAGCAUUGCAGGAUUCAUGGAUGACAAGGAUGAAAGGGAUCGUGGAACGAUUUGGCAUAGCCCGACCACCGUGCAAGGCUCGGAGCGACUACAUGGCACGGCCCUUGCACUGGCGACAAGAAAAGACCUGAAGGAAGUCCCCAUCGUCCAUUCUCUUUGGAUGCGUCAUCAAUUCAAAAGAGGGAUCGCGGGCUCGAGCUUGGCAAGGAUCUUGCGAAUGGCCCUGACGAAGGUGACAUCCUUCAGACUCGAGAUUUCACCAGAUCCACGAUAUUUCAGUAACUGGGACAGUCUGAUUCUUCAGUUCCCCCCUCAUAUUCGUCAGUCUUCUUUCAACAUCUUUCCAAGAAAUUUCUCGCAUCCUUAUUUCAUGGACGCAACAUCUGGACUACCGACAAUAAACGAAAAGGUUCUUGCAGAGAAGGCUCACCAUCUGGUUGCACUCUGCCCACCUCCUGGUACGAAUUCACUGAAUUUUAUUCAGCAUCUUCGAAAGUCACCGCAACUCGAACAUGGUUCAAGACUGGCUCAGCUAUGUCUUGAAGUUCCAUAUAACCCUCGUGGAGGAAGUUCCUCAUUCCAGGGUCAGAUAAAUCAUCUCUUGGAAGAGUCUGCACUCACAGCUCAGCACUUACCAAAUCUCAAGAUUCUGGAAAUAUGGUGUCACGGGCGGAUGAAAGCAUUUAUAUUCAGAUAUGAGCAUGAGAAAGACCAAGUUACCAUCACAUGGAGAGCAUCCCAAGACGGGAUUAACUUGGCAGAGGGAAGUAUACAGCAGUGGAAAAGUGUAGCUCAAAAGUAUAACGUGGUCUUCUCAGUAAAGGAGCUGCCGGUUUUGAAAAAUCCCACUUCUUGGGUUUUCUCAUCGGGCGACGGGUAUAUUAACAGCAAGGUCGUCUAUUGGCAACUGAAGCUGCGCGAUUUGGCAGUUGAUCCAGUCGCUUUAGCCCGCGCCGAUAUAAUUAGAAUCUGGUAA
Fusarium subglutinans is the source of this 1527-nucleotide messenger RNA. RefSeq lists its product as uncharacterized. Bases 1 to 1527 code for a protein of 508 amino acids. The transcript is spliced from 2 exons. The record is from RefSeq and is a predicted model, not a curated record. Lineage: Eukaryota; Fungi; Ascomycota; Sordariomycetes; Hypocreales; Nectriaceae.